Puma concolor (puma) is the source of this 965-nucleotide messenger RNA. The record is from RefSeq and is a predicted model, not a curated record. NCBI's taxonomy places the organism in Eukaryota, Metazoa, Chordata, Mammalia, Carnivora, Felidae.
GGGCGGAAGGAGCGCCAGGCCGGAAGGAGGCAGCGGGAGGGCGGGCGGCAGGAGUGGGCCCGGAGCUGCUGGGCCGGAGCGGCGGCGCCGCCAUGUCCGACAGCGAGAAGCUCAACCUGGACUCUAUCAUCGGGCGCCUGCUGGAAGGCCUGUCCCCGGACCUGCAGUCCAUGGAGCAGAUUCGGCGUAUCAUGCGGCCAACAGACGUGCCUGACCAGGGCUUGCUAUGUGACCUGCUGUGGUCUGACCCUGACAAGGACGUGCAGGGCUGGGGCGAGAAUGACCGUGGUGUCUCCUUUACCUUUGGGGCUGAGGUAGUGGCCAAGUUCCUACACAAACACGACUUGGACCUCAUCUGCCGGGCACACCAGGUGGUGGAAGACGGCUAUGAGUUCUUUGCCAAGCGGCAGCUGGUGACACUCUUCUCAGCUCCCAACUACUGUGGCGAGUUUGACAACGCAGGCGCCAUGAUGAGUGUGGAUGAGACGCUCAUGUGCUCCUUCCAGAUCCUCAAGCCCGCUGACAAGAACAAGGGGAAAUACGGGCAGUUCAGCGGCCUGAACCCUGGAGGCCGGCCCAUCACCCCACCCCGCAACUCCGCCAAAGCCAAGAAAUAGCCUCCACGUGCCCGCACUCUGCCCCAGAUGGUGGAUUGUACAGAAAUUAUGUGGCCGUUGGGGGGUUCGUGCUGGCUCCCCCCAGGCCCACCUGUCACGGGGAGCACGGAGCCUUGGUAUAUUUUUCUUUUUCUUUUUUUUUAAUGAAUCGAUAGCAGCGUCCAGUCCCCCAGGGCUCCUUCCGCCUGCACCGGCGGUGGCGACAAGCAGGACCCUGGGGCUGAGGCUGCAGCUCAGGGCAAAGCAGGGCCAGAUGUGGGUUUCCAGCCUCGCUUGGCCUCAGGGCCAGCAGACAGAUCCUGGGGCGACCCAUCUGGUCUCUUGAAUAAAGGUCAAAGCUGGAUUCUC